Messenger RNA from Ricinus communis (castor bean), 911 nucleotides. Its product is annotated as DNA-directed RNA polymerase III subunit RPC9. The transcript has 5 exons. NCBI's taxonomy places the organism in Eukaryota, Viridiplantae, Streptophyta, Magnoliopsida, Malpighiales, Euphorbiaceae. Gene Ontology annotation, molecular function: nucleotide binding. Gene Ontology annotation, biological process: transcription initiation at RNA polymerase III promoter. The coding region runs from base 256 to 603 and encodes 115 amino acids. Gene Ontology annotation, cellular component: RNA polymerase III complex. The record is from RefSeq and is a predicted model, not a curated record.
AAAAGGAAGAACAGAAAAAAGAGUAAAACCCUAAAACACAGCAAAUUGUUUUGAACCUGCUUAUUCCUUUUUCUGUCAUCAUUUACAGGGGUUUUACUCAAAAGGAUCUCUUUUUAACAGUCUCUGUAACAAGAGGAGAGAGUUGCUGCUUCUGGGCACCAUCUAAAACAAUAUCUAUACAGUUUUAGUAGUGAAUUAACUUGUAUAGAAUUGGCCUUGGCACCUCUUUUCUGGAAAUUAAGGAAUCGUAAUCCAAUGAAGAUAAAAAAUCCCAAUGCUGGCGCACUCACCAAUUUUGAAGUACUUGACUUUCUGAAGGCAAGGGGUGCCGGUAAGGAUAGUUCAAGGGUUAUUGCUCCAGUAGCACCAUCAGAAUACAAGGUUUAUGAUUAUUUGAUGGAGACUCCGGCUUGCAGGCAAACUAGAGAGCAAAUCAAUGAGUUCAUGGAGAAGUGCAAGGCUUACAAACUUGCAAAAGCUGAGAUCCUCAAUAUCAUUAACAUUGUGCCUCGUGAAUUAGUCGAACUUGACCCGACAGAUUAUAGAGAAAUCCGAGGUGCGGUUCGGAGACCUGCUGGAAGAAGUAAAAGACUUGGUUUGUGAUAUAUUUCCGCCACCUCCAGGCGAACCGGCAGCUGAAGAAGGGGGAGAGGAGGAUCACGAAGAAAGGAAUUAGGAACAAAAAUGAAAUUGCUGAUGGAUCACUUUAAACUCUUGGCUUGUAUCCUUGGAAUAUUGAUUGAUAAUGGAAUCACCUUAGGCAUUUUCUAAGAGGCGUGAAACAUGUCUGUCAAAUGUUGCUACGUUGUUACGUGUUGCAUUGUUACUAUCAGCUUGUGUUUACAUUGAUUAUGGUUCAAAAUGUUGAACUUGAUUUGGCCACAUAAAUGAUGAGUAAUAUUAAUGCCAAA